CGCGAAUACCGGCAGUCACCCGCGUUCCGUUUGCCCGACCGCUACACACUGACCAGAUAAAAAAAUAAUAUAAAUAAUAUACAAACAUAUAAAUAAAAUAAUAAAAAUAGCACUGGUCAAUGUAUCAUACCUAUUGCGAUCGUAAUAAUAAUAACAAUAAUUUAUAAGUCGACGGUUAUUUGAUUUCGAUUUCAUUACUAUGCGAGUUACGUUACGCGUGUAUUGCUAGUUGUCCGAUAAUGAUCGUUGAUUGAAUCGCGUGUGUUCAAGUGCAGCAGUGUGUUGUGGUGUGCAAUAUACCAACGACGGUCGAUAGAAUAUAGUUUAUAAUUUUUAUUAUUAUUCUCUUACCAGGCGAAUUCAUAUUUUUAUUCGUUUAUUUUAAUGAUAUCGCGAGUUCUUCAGCGCGGACUAUGCAGGCCGGGGAUACCAGGCGUGCCAAGUCAAUGAAUAGUUAUUGAAAAACUAAACGAAAAUCAGGUCCGUGCCAGCAUGAGAAUAGCGACCUCAUGGAUCGUCAUGUCUCUACUGACCGCCAUAUUCGAAUCGUCUCAAGGCCAUGAUCAUCACAAAGCGCUUAACAAUUACAAGAUCAACAAAAAACCAUGUUCGGUGAACAGCUUGGAGGGCACGUGCAUGUUCGUGUACGAGUGCAUCAACACCGACGGCCGGCACAUCGGCAUGUGCGUGGACACGUUCAUGUUCGGCAGCUGCUGCGCGCACAACCUGACCACUGCGCAGCUGGCCAUGUUGCCCGACUCGUCGGAACCAGCGGUGCUGUUCACGCAGCCGGGCGGCAAUGGCGUGUCGCAGCGGCCGCAGCACAGGCCGCACCACAGGCCGCACCGGCCGUCGCAGGUGAUGACGCGGCCCAACGGCGGUGACGGGGACGGUGCCGCGACGUCGUCGGUGGACAAGAAGUACCACUACCAGCCCGCGUCGGCCACGCCGCAGACGCCGAACGCGCAGUCGCAGUUGGCGCACGUCAACCGCGUACCGUCCACCAACUUCAUAUCGAACAGCCGGCCCAACUUUUUGUCCAGGCCCGCGGCCCAGCCGUACACGACGACCACGACGACGACCACCACCACGACGCCGCAGCCACCGCCGAUGUUCACCUCCGGUCGGCCAACCGUCCAGGAAGUGGAUGAUAACGACAACAAAGUGGAUUCGGUCUGGUCGCAUAGACCUAGUUGGAGUUCGAGUAUGGGUAACCAUCAUACGUUCAUCACCAAGCCAAGGCCAAUCCCUCAACACCGACCACAAUAUACAAUACCAUCGUCGACAACGUUGACGAUCAUUGACACUACCACUAAUCCUACUACUACGACGACAACUACUACCCCAACUCCUACGACAACAACUACAACCACUCCUGCACCUACACCACCAUCACCCCCGACCACUACAACUACUACCACUAGUAAACCUUUAGUUAUAAGUACUACAACUAGUCCCAUGGCCAUGCCCACCACAGUUCCGGGUAAACCAGAGAAACAUACCGCCAAGCCGGGUGUAUCAGCCGAGAUGAAUCAAAAAUCAAUGCCUUGUGGUUUGGCUCCUUUGCACCCCAGGCACGAAGUCCGCAUUGUUGGUGGGAGAAACUCUGCGUUUGGUAGUUGGCCCUGGCAGGUGUCUGUACGAAGGACAUCGUUCUUUGGGUUUUCCAGUACACACCGAUGUGGAGGAGCUUUAUUAAAUGAAAACUGGAUAGCAACAGCUGGCCAUUGUGUAGAUGAUUUGCUGACAUCACAAAUUCGUAUAAGAGUCGGUGAAUACGACUUUUCAUCCGAUCAAGAGCCAUAUCCGUUUGUUGAGCGUGCAGUUGCCCGGAAAAUUGUGCACCCUAAAUACAAUUUUUUCACUUACGAGUAUGAUUUGGCCAUGGUGCGAUUAGAAGCACCAGUAAAAUACACACCACACAUAGUGCCUAUAUGUUUACCUGGCUCGGAUGACCUUCUCAUAGGCGAAAAUGCCACCGUAACUGGAUGGGGACGAUUAAGCGAAGGAGGCACUUUACCUUCUGUGUUACAAGAGGUGAGUGUACCAAUAGUUAGUAACGACAAGUGUAAAAGUAUGUUUUUGAGAGCGGGUAGACACGAAUAUAUACCAGAUAUAUUCAUGUGUGCCGGAUUUGAUGACGGUGGACGUGAUUCAUGCCAAGGCGAUUCUGGUGGUCCAUUACAAGUUAAGGGUAGAGACGGGCGUUACUUUUUGGCUGGAAUCAUAAGUUGGGGAAUUGGAUGUGCAGAGGCCAAUCUACCCGGCGUGUGUACCAGAAUUUCCAAAUUCGUACCUUGGAUUCUACAAACAGUCACAUAGUUAUAUUAUUACCAUUAUCACGGUAGGGAGUCUUUUAUGUAGACUCUCUGACUUUGACGUUAAUUAUACUUAUAUGUUUUUAAAUAUUUUUAAGUACAGAAAAUACCGAAUUGGUAGCACGUGUACGUUCAUUUUCAACGUUAAAAAAAAGUUGUAAAUUCUGUUUUUUUAUACGUUUGUAAAUAGUUUAUACAUAAUAUAUUUUUAUCAUAAUUUUGUUAGAAUAAAAUCUUGCAAUAAAUCUAUCUUCUGUAUGAAUAAAACCAUAAAAUAUAAUACAAUCAGAAAAGCAUAAUAAAAUAAUGAUUCUAAAAUCA
Molecule: messenger RNA, 2639 nt
Organism: Rhopalosiphum padi (bird cherry-oat aphid)
Lineage: Eukaryota; Metazoa; Arthropoda; Insecta; Hemiptera; Aphididae
Gene: Sb
Product: serine proteinase stubble
Exons: 9
Coding region: 493-2322 (609 amino acids)
Biological process (GO): proteolysis
Molecular function (GO): serine-type endopeptidase activity
Source: RefSeq, a predicted model, not a curated record